AUGGGUCCAAAUCACAUAAUGAUGAAUAUCGAAGGCGCUUCAUUCAUUUAUGCACCACAAAUAGGAGCCUGCUCGAUGAGUCGAUCGAAUGAGAAUAAAAUUCUUCAGGUUCAAAUUCCAGCCUACGAGGUGAUUUCUCCAUCAACAGCACUUCAACAAAUUUCUGACAAUGAAUUUAUGUCCUUCGCACUUACCUCGAAUAGUGGUAGUAUCUCAGAUCAAAAACUACAACAAUGGUUAGAAGCUAAUGUCGUAGUUGCUGACGCAUCAUCAACUCCAACGAUGGAAGAGCUUCAGACGCCACUAGUUGAAAAUUGGAUGGAUGAAUCUUUGUUCACUAAUAACGAUAAUUCGGGCGAUGUAAUGUUACCGAGUCCCACUGAGGCUAAAUGUCUCUCACCAAAUGGUUUGGAUUCGCCGGUGGACAGCAGUUUCGGCGGUAGCAAUGAUAUGGAUAGUCCUCAAUUAAUAAACAGUUCCUCUUUUGAUGACGCUAUCCUAAUGGACGACUCCCUUUCUUCAUUGGAUUUCCUGAUGGGUCCAGAGACUGGAUUCGCAACUUUAUCCGACGGUAAUACACUUACACUAGUUUCUCCGAGUCAAAUGCAAUGUCAACAACUUCUCCCACGUCGUAGAUCCUCUCCAGCAAUCAAACAGGAAGAUUGCAUUGACAUGUAUAUCAAGCUCGAACAAGCUGAACAUCGUAUAUCACAUGCUUCCGAUAUUAAUGAGGAUAACAAUGAUGACUGCAAAUCUUCAUCAAUCCGUCUGAUUAAAGAAGAAAAAUCUGGGAACAACUUCUCUUCCGCUUCACCAUUGCAAGCAGGUGUGCUUCAAGUAGCGACAACUACAAAUCAAUCUGCUAACGUCGAAGUUGCUACACCUCAAAAACAAAGAUCAUCAUCAGGCAAGAAACAUACCAGUAACAAACCACCUCGUCAACUCGAAUGUUAUAAUUGUGGCGUGAAUAAAACACCACUUUGGCGCAGAACGCCUGAUCGCAUGCACUCCUUGUGCAAUGCUUGUGGGCUUUACUAUAAACAAUAUAAUACUCACCGUCCGUUGCAUAUUAGAAAUAAACCUAGCGCAACAACUGGCCCGUACAAUUUGUCAACGUCCAGAAAAAAUUCCGCUAAUACAUCUCAAUCAUCAGAACAACUGGCUCGUGAAAAUCAAGAAGAAUCAGCAGAUCAACAAUCAUCAGAGUCUUCAUCCAACGAAACUCCCAUACGUUGUGUAAAUUGUGCUCAAACUCAAACUCCAUUAUGGCGCAAGAAUGAAAAAGGCCAACCAAUUUGUAAUGCAUGUGGCCUCUACGCUAAAUUGCAUAAUCGAGAUCGACCGGUCGCUAUGCGCAAAGCAAAAAUUCAACGCCGUCGUCGUGAUUGGGAAGGAUCUUCCGAUUCCGGUUCAAUAAGUCCAACAUCCCCACAACAAAUGCCUCUUUCCAUUCAAACUAUUUUACCUGUUCAGCGUCCAAUCAUGCCAUUAAUGGUCAGUCAGACUCAUAUCGCUCCAAAUCAACUUGCAAUUAUUUCGGCUGCUGCUGCUCAACAACAUCAGCAGCAACAUUUUAUAUCAUCGGGUGGCGUCACUACUGCAUUCAUGCCAUCGCAAUUCGAUUUUGAUGAUUCACGAUUCAAGACAUUAGUUGGCAAAAUGAAUAGAAAGCAAGUUGAAAGUUUCUUGUCAGUUUUAGAAAGAAGGUGUGACAUUCUAAAACAGGUUCUUGAUGAAUCUGAAGAAUCUUAA
Molecule: messenger RNA, 1752 nt
Organism: Ambispora leptoticha
Lineage: Eukaryota; Fungi; Glomeromycota; Glomeromycetes; Archaeosporales; Ambisporaceae
Source: the annotation of a GenBank genome assembly